Messenger RNA from Pristis pectinata (smalltooth sawfish), 2557 nucleotides. It is a transcript of the gene slc28a1, whose product is annotated as solute carrier family 28 member 1. Gene Ontology annotation, biological process: nucleoside transmembrane transport. The record is from RefSeq and is a predicted model, not a curated record. Gene Ontology annotation, molecular function: nucleoside:sodium symporter activity. The transcript is spliced from 18 exons. Gene Ontology annotation, cellular component: membrane. Lineage: Eukaryota; Metazoa; Chordata; Chondrichthyes; Rhinopristiformes; Pristidae. Bases 150 to 2111 code for a protein of 653 amino acids.
CAAGGCUUCUUGGAACACUCCAAGAUCGUGGAAGGAGAAACAUAAUUUCAACUCUUGUUUCCUCUCCAGCCCCUAACACGACUUGGUUGCUGGCCACACCAGUGCUGAGCCAUACAGAGAAGUACUGAAUCCAAGAAAUAGACAGCAGAAUGACUUCACCUGAAAGUAAUCAUGUUUAUUGCAUGGACAAUCCAGGAUUUGAAAUGGAGGAAGAUGCACAGUCCAAACCCCCAAAUAAUGAACCUUCAUGGUCUUCCAGAACGAAGGAGAAUCCCAAGAUUGUGAGAAAAAUAACCCAGGCUGCUUCUAGAGUAAAGCUGGCAUACAACACCCACUCCACAUUGAUUAAACGGAUCAUCCUCGGCAUCUUGGCUGCAGCCUUUCUUGGAUUUCUCAUCACUGCGUGCAUCCUCGAUCUUCAGCGAGCUCUCGCCCUCCUCAUCAUAACCUGCAUUGUGGUUUUCUUUGUCAUUUAUGAGCUUGUGAAAAGGUUGCUGGGGAAACAGAUUAUUGACUGCUUCGCGCCUGUGAGUUCCUUCCUGCAGAAGUACAGCAAGUGGUUUAAAUGGAUCUUUGCUUUGUUGGCGUUGGCAGGAUUAAUUAUCUGGAUUGGUGUUGACACUGCAAAAAGACCAGAGCAGUUGAUUUCCUUCGGAGGAUUGUGUACACUUGUCACCCUGCUCUUUAUCUUCUCUGCGAAGCCUCUGGCGGUAUCCUGGCGAGCACUGUUUGUGGGACUGGGCUUACAAUUUGUUCUUGGCAUCUUUAUCAUCAGGACAGAACCUGGCUUUCAGGCAUUCAACUGGCUUGGAAUCCAAAUUCAGACCUUUCUGAAUUACACAAUUGCAGGGUCCAGCUUCCUGUUUGGAGAAGAUUUGAUCAACGGCAUUUUUGCCUUUCAGGCACUGCCGAUUGUUGUCUUCUUCAGCUCUGUGAUGUCUAUCCUCUACUACGUUGGUGCGAUGCAGUGGAUAAUUCUUAAGAUCGCGUGGUUGAUGCAGAUUACAAUGGGCACAUCAGCAACAGAGACUCUGAGCGUCGCUGGCAAUAUCUUUGUGGGCCAGACAGAGGCACCUCUUCUCAUCCGACCCUACUUGUCAGAUAUGACCAAGUCAGAGAUACAUGCCGUGAUGACUGGAGGCUUUGCCACUAUUGCUGGCAGUGUGCUUGGAGCCUACAUCUCUUUUGGGAUUAGUGCAUCGAAUUUGAUAGCAGCAUCUGUGAUGGCAGCACCAUGUGCACUCGCUCUGUCAAAACUGAGCUACCCUGAAGUCGAAGAAUCCAAGUUCAAGACUGAAGAGGGAGUGAAACUUGAUUGUGGUGAAGAACAGAAUGUUCUAGAAGCUGCAAGUAAUGGUGCCUCUGCCUCAAUUGGUCUGGUUGCUAACAUUGCUGUGAACCUACUUGCAUUUUUAGCUGUUCUGAAGUUUUUGAAUGCAGCGCUCUCCUGGUUUGGAGGUAUGGUGGACUAUCCCGAGCUCAGCUUCCAGAACAUUUGCUCCUACGUCUUCAUGCCAGUCGCCUUCAUAAUGGGAGCAGACUGGGAAGAUUCCUUCCUUGUGGCCGAGUUGAUUGGAAUUAAACUCUUUCUCAACGAGUUUGUGGCUUACCAGCAACUUUCCCAGUACAUGGACAGACGCCUGACGGGUGUACCUGAAUUUAUUGAUGGCAAAAAGCAGUGGAUCUCACUCAGAGCAGAAACGAUAUCCACGUACGCCCUUUGUGGCUUUGCUAACUUCUCUUCGAUCGGUAUCAUGCUCGGAGGACUCUCUGCCAUGGCCCCAAACCGCAAGAGUGACUUUGCGGAGGUCGUUAUCCGAGCUCUGGUCACCGGCUUCCUCACCUCGCUGGUGAAUGCGUGUGUCGCAGGGAUUCUGUUUGUGCCCAGGGAGGUUUUGGACUGCAUAAGUUACCUCAAUAGCAGUUCCUUUAAUGGAACCAGUGUGGACCUUCAAACCUGCUGUCGCAGUCUCUACGACAGCGUGGUGCCCUUUGAAAAUGGAACCUUUACUUUCGAAGGACAAUGGUCAAACAUCAGUCAGAGUCUUACUUUCUUUCAUAACUGCUGCAAUCUCUACAACAACAGUGUACCAUGUGAACAAUACUUCUAACACUCCUGUAAAUAUUUGUUUUCUAAUUUGUUGUGUCCAAUCACUGUGUUAUCUUAAGUAUGGAGAUUAUCCCGAUCAAUUGCCCACAGAACAAGGAUUGAAGUUGCCGGUUUUGUCUACAUGCAAUUGUAAGAAUUAAUUAUCCCCACAGGCAUGCACUUUGUAAAACAUUUCCCUUUAUUCCCCACUUGUAAUAAACUUGACUCUACAUUGAAACAUCACCGCAGUGUGACCAUGUUGAGUAUUUACCUGUGGGAGGAAGGGAGAGAAAAAUCUACAAUAAAGUGACCACGUUUGUUGUAGCAAUGUCAUUGCUGACAACUAAUGAGCUGUGCCUACAGGCUACCAUUUGUAAAUGUGUGAUUGACCCUGUGAUGGUGAAGAGCAGGUGGGGUUUGUAACUUACACUUGAUCAGUCCUGUUGAAGAAAAAGCAGAUGACUUGGA